Gorilla gorilla gorilla (western lowland gorilla) is the source of this 4392-nucleotide messenger RNA. It is a transcript of the gene NAB1, whose product is annotated as NGFI-A binding protein 1. NCBI's taxonomy places the organism in Eukaryota, Metazoa, Chordata, Mammalia, Primates, Hominidae. The record is from RefSeq and is a predicted model, not a curated record. Gene Ontology annotation, cellular component: nucleus. Bases 501 to 1961 code for a protein of 486 amino acids. The transcript is spliced from 10 exons. Gene Ontology annotation, molecular function: transcription coregulator activity; transcription factor binding. Gene Ontology annotation, biological process: negative regulation of DNA-templated transcription.
GAGCAGAGAGAGCGCGCCCACCACCUUCCCUUCCCCCCUCGAUGGGAGCGGGGGCGUCCCGGCUCCCGCAGCCGCCAGAGGAGGGAGAGCCGGGGGCCGUCGCUUCGGAGUUGGGGCUGAGCAGUCCUCGGGGAGAGCGCGCCAAGACCGCUGCAGCCGCUGGCUGACGGAAGGAGAGUUUUACAUGGAAGUGGCUUACAGAAACUUGGCACUGAGGUGCAGGGAAGCCAGAAACUCUUUGUGUCUCUAAGGCCGAUGAGGAAUUUGCAAACACAUGUGGGACAUACAAGCGUUGGAUAUAGAGGACUGAGCAGGGGGAGGAACAUUUAAGCUGAUGGAAGUGGAAGUGGAAGUUGCUGUACAUUGGCAGCAAGGCCUCCGAGUUAGCUUUCGAAUGCAGUUAACUGGUUUCUCUUAACUGUGGAAUUCAUUGAAAAGUCAGACUCAGAGUGGUCGUUCCAGGAUAUCUUGAAAAGCCCAGGUUAAACCCAUCCAGAGUAAUGGCUGCGGCCUUACCCAGGACCCUGGGGGAGUUGCAGCUGUAUAGAAUAUUACAAAAAGCCAAUCUACUUUCUUAUUUUGAUGCCUUUAUCCAACAAGGUGGUGAUGAUGUCCAGCAACUCUGUGAAGCAGGAGAAGAGGAGUUUUUGGAAAUCAUGGCACUCGUGGGCAUGGCUAGCAAGCCCCUUCAUGUUAGAAGGCUGCAGAAGGCUUUGAGAGACUGGGUCACAAACCCUGGGCUUUUCAAUCAGCCACUGACUUCCCUUCCUGUCAGUAGCAUACCCAUCUAUAAAUUACCAGAGGGAUCACCAACAUGGCUGGGAAUAUCCUGCAGUAGUUAUGAAAGGAGUAGCAACGCCCGGGAACCUCAUUUAAAAAUCCCCAAAUGUGCUGCCACCACCUGUGUGCAGAGCUUGGGACAGGGGAAGUCAGAUGUGAUCGGGAGCCUAGCACUGCAGAGUGUUGGUGAGUCCAGACUCUGGCAAGGCCACCAUGCCACUGAGAGCGAGCACAGCCUCUCCCCAGCAGACCUGGGCUCCCCCGCGUCCCCAAAGGAGAGCAGCGAGGCGCUGGAUGCUGCUGCUGCGCUCUCUGUGGCUGAGUGUGUGGAGCGGAUGGCCCCCACACUGCCAAAAAGUGACUUGAACGAAGUGAAAGAGCUGCUAAAAACCAACAAGAAGUUGGCCAAAAUGAUUGGUCACAUCUUUGAGAUGAACGAUGAUGAUCCACACAAAGAGGAGGAAAUUCGGAAAUACAGUGCAAUAUAUGGCAGAUUUGACUCAAAGAGGAAGGAUGGGAAACAUCUCACACUUCAUGAGCUCACUGUUAAUGAAGCGGCUGCUCAACUCUGUGUGAAGGAUAAUGCCCUGCUGACAAGAAGAGAUGAGCUUUUUGCCUUGGCUCGACAGAUUUCUCGAGAAGUCACCUAUAAAUAUACUUACAGAACCACCAAGUCAAAAUGUGGAGAAAGAGAUGAAUUAUCCCCAAAGAGAAUUAAAGUGGAGGAUGGAUUUCCAGAUUUCCAGGAUUCUGUGCAAACACUCUUCCAGCAGGCUAGAGCUAAGAGUGAAGAACUUGCAGCUCUUAGUUCACAGCCUGAAAAGGUGAUGGCAAAGCAGAUGGAGUUCCUUUGCAACCAAGCUGGCUAUGAGAGACUGCAGCAUGCCGAGAGGAGGUUGUCUGCAGGGCUUUACAGGCAGAGCUCAGAAGAGCACAGUCCUAACGGCUUGACUUCCGAUAACUCAGAUGGACAAGGAGAAAGACCUUUGAAUCUCCGAAUGCCUAAUUUACAGAACAGACAACCCCAUCAUUUUGUGGUGGAUGGGGAGCUGAGCAGACUUUACCCCAGUGAGGCAAAGUCCCACUCAUCAGAGAGCCUUGGGAUUUUAAAAGACUACCCUCAUUCAGCUUUUACCUUAGAAAAGAAAGUCAUCAAAACAGAGCCUGAAGAUUCAAGAUAGCUGUGAUUUCUCUCACCGUUCUCUGGAAAUGGCAUCAGAUUUAAGGAUAAUACUCCAUCAUAGAAAUAAGCCUUAAUAACCAGUGUUGCCUCAUUCAGCUCAAACAGAUUUCAUAGCCAAAGCAAAAGGACUGGUACAGUAGUCUGUGGAAACCAGGAAGAUAAAACAACAGCCACAAAAGAGAAAAUCAAGAGUGUUGCAAUCUAUAACAGUAAUAUUGAUUCAUUCACAUUCCUGUGUUAAGUCAUUUUAUAUGGAAAGGCUUACAAAUCAAUAUUGUAAGCAUUCAUUAUUUAAGAAUGUACAAUGUAUUUGUGUAAUUUAUAGAAGUAAAAUCUAGAUGUUGAGACCUGUUUGGUCUAAUAGAUGUGGAUACAGUUUAUUUUACUUGAAAUUUUGUUGUCUACUUUGUGUGUUUAACGUAAAUAUAUGUCAGAGUUUAGAAUCUUUGCCUGCAGUUCUGAAAAAGAAAGCUUAAGUGAUGUAGUUAUUGGCAAGAUUGCAAUGAUUAUGGAAAAAUAGCGAAUACUCAGUUUAAGCCAAGGAAAAAUGUUGUGGAUUUAAUAUUUGAUAAAACUGAUUUUGUUUAACAGGAAAUUUUUAGCAUUCAGUCAUAUAACAUCUGGUUAUCAAUGCACGUUUACACAAUAAAUACUUGAGUGGAGGAAAGUUAAAAAGAUGAGCACUAGAGUAGAAAAUAUAUCUUAAACUAGUUGACCUAGAUUGUAUUAAUAGCUACUUAAGAUGUUUCAAAGAUAGGAAGCUAUUGCUUGGACAGAGAACUUGAAAUAAGUGGACCCAUGUAUAAAAGCUUUGACUUAAACAUUGAUAUUUCAGAAUGUGUUAAAUAGAUUAAGACAUAGUAAGUUAACCCUACAUGUUAUAAAGAUGGUGACUGUUAACAAAGGCUGUAAUAGAUUAAGUACUAUUUUAUAUCCAGAAAGUCUUCUCUAUGUAGAGAAGUCAAGAGAGACUAGAUGCUUUCACUAGGGAAUGUCUUCCCACCCAGCCAUCACAAGUGUGGACAAUCACUGCAUCCACAUCUGUAGGCAUAUUUCUAUGGAAGUUUAGUUGACAGCUAUAUUCAUUAUUUAUUUUAUGAUUUCAUUUUUCUACACCUUUGAGAUUUAUGAAUGCAGUUUUUUCUUAAAAUUUAUUUUAACUUGACGGUAUGUUUUUAGUUCCCCCAAUUUAAUUAAUGGACCAUGUGCAUAUAUAUGGGAGUGUGCUUACAUGUUAAUAAUUUACUUGCAUACUUAUGAGAAUUUCACAUUGGAAUUCAUAAUGGUAAAACAACAUACAUCUGCCAAUAUACGUUUUUUCUGUUGGUUUAAGAGAAGAUAACUGACAGCUUUACCUACUUCCUACAGAUGCAUCUAAACCCAGAUAUUACUGAGUAGAGUGUAUUGACUCUGAGUGUAAGAGAGUAUGUGUUUUUUUGUUUUUAGUUCUGCUCUAGAUCAUAAUUGUAAAAAAUAUUAAGUCAUAAUCUGUUACACUAAAAUUUGUCAGCCAAAUGUUAGAUGAAAUGUCUGCACUGUAGUCUCAGAUCACUGUCACGUAUAUAAAUUGCUUCUUCAUUUUAAUUUGUAGAAGUACUUUACAGUAGGAAACACCAGUAAACAACUUUUAUACUGUUAAAAGGCUUUUUUCCCCUUCCUAAAUGUUUUAAUUGUACCAUAGUGUUUUGCUCACUGAAGAAGCUUCUUAUGGACCUUGCAACUUUGUUGCUAGCUUGAGGUUGAUUAUUGUGGUUGUAUUGUUCACUGUGUGUAGAAAUAGUAUGAGUACGAUUUCAAUAGACUGUUCAGUUUUUAAUAUUAGCCAUAGCACUGGUUAGUAUCUCAGUAGUUUCAUGAAACGUUUCCUGUAUUCUAAUCUAUUUUGAAACAUUUUGUUUUUUUUUAAUUGUGUCUUACAGUCAAGUUUGUAGAUUUUCAUAAGCCACAAUUUUAAAAGAUGCAGUAAUCUUCCAACUUCCAAUAUUUAUCCAUUCGUUGUGGACCCACAGAUUGCAUCUUUAAAUUCAUAAUAAGUUUCCUUAACUAUCUUAUGUUUCUAGUCUUUCAAGCUUAGUGAUAAGGUGGAAGCACAAGAAAAAUUUCAGUAGAAUACAGUUUUUAUUUUGUAAACACUAAUGUAUUAAACUUGCUAUACAUUAAAGCAAAUAAUAUAUAUUUUUAUUUGAACUGUAUAUGUGAAUUGGAAGUUAUAACUAGUUGAUUUUUUCAUUUUGUUAGAGGUAUUUUCACUGAACAAGGUCAAUUGGUUACCUCAGUAUUACAGCCAAUAUAGUCCAAGGGACCAUUUCUCCCCGAGUCUCUUACACUUUAUUGUGCGAUGUCCACGUUUUUGUGACUCUUCAAGCUGUUGGUGAGGUGGGACGAAUGCACUUGCUUCCUGUGGCAAUAAAGAUUUUCUGUGCCUCACA